CAAGUUAAUCAGCACUAACUGAACAGGAUCGUCACGAUUGGUCGCUUAUGCAAAUUAUUUGCAUAUGGUAAAGUAUAUAAAAGUAGACAAUAUUUCAUAUCUGUCCUUUCUAAGAACAUUUGAGGAUUGAUAAUUGUGUGAUGGAUGCUGUUACAUGUAAAUUGUUUGCGUCUUUGUGUUUAUGGACAUAUAUAUUUAUUGAAUGUAGUAACGGUGUACCAUUUCAUGGCUUCCUAACAUCAGCUGACAAAUUCUCGCGAGAUAUCGGAGAGGAAGAGAUUGAUGAAAAUGAGCAACGUAUUAGAGAAGAAGAUUUAAGAAAAUUGAUACUAAAGAAACUUAGAUUUCGUGAUAUAGAAGAUGUUUCAUAUCCACGUGAAUAUGACGAACUGUCAAAACUAUAUGACCUUUCACCCUUAGAUACAUCAGAAAAAGAACAGAAGAGAAGUUCAAAUAUCAAUAGUGCAUUUGCUGACAAAGUGGCUGCUCUGCUUAAUGGACUGAAAACUAGACAAAUAGAUAGCCCAAAAGUUAGAAUGUCAAGUCUUCGGUUCGGACGAUGAUUUUAAAUAAACUUUAACCUAAUGACAUUCAUUGAAACUCAAGUUUAACUUAGUAUUUUUAAUCAAAUUGUACAAGAAAUAUUGGUUUGCAUUUUAAUGUUGCAAAUAAAUGACACAGUAUUAA
Mytilus californianus (California mussel) is the source of this 687-nucleotide messenger RNA. RefSeq lists its product as uncharacterized. NCBI's taxonomy places the organism in Eukaryota, Metazoa, Mollusca, Bivalvia, Mytilida, Mytilidae. The record is from RefSeq and is a predicted model, not a curated record. The coding region runs from base 141 to 563 and encodes 140 amino acids. The transcript is spliced from 4 exons.